CCCAAAAAUAAUAAUUGAGUUGUUGUUAGGUGGACGGAAGGACCGAGUGAAAGAUUCAAGCCUUAGGGACUUUUUCUUGGUCUGUGUUGUUUCCGAGUAGGAAAUAUUAUUGAAGCUCCAUAGACUCCACAAAACAACACCAAAAACACGUGCUGAUAGCACACAAAGAAAGCUCAAUAGGCAAUAAGUGCGCGUUAGCGAUUCGUAAGACUUUGUAGGACGUAAACCUUUUUUUUUUGUGCACAACUUUCUCUUUUUAAAAAAGAUUUUUUUUUUACUGUUUGUUAGUUGUAAAGAUAGAUUUUAGCUUUCUAUGUAUUUUAAUAGCUAUGGAUAAAAUAAUAAAAUACGAACUUUAAUAAACGUUAAUUAAAAAAUUAGUAUAGUGAAUUACUCAUGAAAAUGUUUAGUAUAAAAAUGAUACAUACUAAAUUAACAAUAUCUUAAUGCAUAGGAAAGCUCUACAAAAAGUUAACAAAAAUCGGUAGAAAUAUUAUUCUUUUUUUUUACUAUUGUUUGAUGAAGUUAUUAAAUAGAGCGGUAAAUGCGUAACUUAGGAAUAUUUUUUUUCUUUUUUCAGGAAUAAAUAAUUUAGAGAAAUUCCUAAAAAAAAUUUGUUAAAAAAAUAAUCUCUAAAGAUUAAAAUGACCAAAUUGUUUCAUUAAAAAGAUAAAUAUAGUCUCUAAAGAUUAAAAUGACCAAAUUAAAUUUUACAGAAAGUGAAUUAUACAAAUUAAUGAAAAAAUAAUUAUAAUUUCUUUUCCAGUAAUGGCGGAUCCAGAGAUUUACUUUAUCAGGGUCAUAUAUAUAUAUAAUUUUCAAAAACAAAGAAAGAAUGGUGUCAAUGGGGAAUUGAUCCCUGAGAUAUGGGAUGUCAAAAAGUACAUAACAACCAUUUCUGUCAUAGAUUAUUUUAAAUAUUCUCUACACAAUUUUAUUUAUUUGCCUAUUUUAAAGGUGUUAUGUGACCUCCUUCAGUUUUAGUGGAUCUUCCUCUGAUUUUCAGCAUGAUUUAAGAAGUAUCGUCAAACAUUAAUUCCAUAAGAAAAUUCUUGAUAGUGUAGUUUGACGUAAAUUUUCGUAAAGUAUGUAGAAUAUCAAUCGUAGAAUCGUCUGGUGUUAGAAAACUAAAAAAUAUGUAUGGUUAAUUAUUUAUGCUUUUCCAAUACAUACACUCAUUAUCAACAUUAAAUAUUUUUCUACAACCGGUAAUCGCCCUAUUGAACUAAUGUUGAUAUAUCUUGAGUUUCUCGAUCAGUUCCCUCUCUAAGUGAGCCAAUGAAGGCUGUCCACAUAUUAUUUGUGGUAGCACAUGAGUCUUGUUUAACCCCAGUUUCAGUUUAGGUUUUCUAUUUCGGUCUUUAGCUUUUAGGGUUAUAUUCUCAUUUCGUGUCAAAAAUAAUAUAUUUAUCAUAUACCAGUACACGUAACUAAUCGAACGGUAAAUAAAUCACGUAAACACGUGUGGUUGUUUCUUGCGCUCUCAUUCAUUUUCUUAAAUCAGUCAUAACGAUUAAAAUAAUGUUUGAAGUUUACAUUAUUAGCAUCAACUACUAAAAAGUUAAAAAGCUCAAAAUUAAUCUUGUUUAAUUGCAAGAAACUUAAAAUAUCAAUUUCUUAAAAUGAAGGACAUAUUAGUUUUUUUUUUGUCAAAGAUUUAUUUAGAUAUUACAAUUAUGAGAAAGAUUACAAAGAUGAUUCGAUAACCGACAAUACUACCUGCUUUACGAGGAUCUACGCCUAACUGCAUCAUUUAAGCCGUCCUAUGAAGAUCACGUCUGACUGGAUUUACUUGCACCAUGUUGAGAAACCCUUGUAAACCUUUCUUCCGUAAUCGCAUAAUUGUUGAAUAAAUCGCUUGCUCCAGAAAUUGAAACCUAAUCUGCAAGAAAUUACAUAGUCUGGGAUUUGAACCCCAGACCUGGACAUAUUAGUUUUUAGUUUACAUCUUCUAGUUCCCGUACAUAAACGAUGAUAAAUUAAUGCAAACGGAUCUGCCAAAUAACCAAAAAAGGAAAUUAGAUUUGUUUAGAAAGAAUAGAGAGAGAUAUGAAGACAAAAUAGGAGAAAAGGGGUGAUUUUGAGUAGUUAAUAAAUUUGUGUUUUUUGGGUUAUUAGGCUUAGUUUCCUUUAACGUUAAUGAAUUUGCUAUAAGUUAUGUUUGGUCCACCGAACUGUUGGUCUAGUACUCUAGUGGUAAAACCACUUUUUUUUUGUUACAAAGUCUUGUUUGGUUAAACUUGCUUAAUUUUACUUGGUUUUGGUUUCUACAAUUCCGUUCAUAUGGACACCGCCCCCUCUUAAAUUAACUAAAAUUUAGAAUCUUAAAUCUUAAUAAAGUAUGCAUUCUAGCUCCCCUUAUAUUUAACACGUCCAGUAUCUGGAUUACCAAAAAAAAUAUCAUCCACUAUACGUGCGUUAUGCAUGUGUUCGUAUUUAUGAAAAUAAGAUAAAAAUCAAAUCUAUUAUUAAAUUCUAAUAGUUUUUUAUUCAAUAAUUUUUUUAAAAAAAUUAUGGCGCCGUUUUUUCUUUACUUGUUGACGCGGCAAAUAUCUCAGACCUCUAGAAACCAACAAAUUAUGCGAGCAAUAAUAUGACUACUUAUAAAUUCGAUCAUAGCGUAUAAUUUAUUUCGAUCAGUUACAUCACGUGUUAUGCAUUAUCUGUCUGGUCAACGUAGUAACGUAGUGGAAAAAUGAAAAGCCAUGCCGCGUCUAGUUGUCAAUAUAUAAAGUAGCACCUGAAAACACUUUCUUUUCACAAACCCUUUAGGACAAAAACAACAAACACAUCUCUCGAUUUGUCUUUACAAUCUUGUCUUGACUUCGGUUCUUGCUCAAUUCCGACAUGGAUGCAGACUUCUUCUCAACUGACUUCUCACUCGAAAACAUCGAUUUCGACUUUAAUAUUCACGAAGAAAUGAAUGUAACACCGGUUGAAGCAAGCAUGCAUACACAAAGAGCUCAUUAUUCAUCUAGUUUUGAUCAUCAAAUGAAUCUUGAUUUCCUCAAAGAAAAGCCAAAGCCUGCGGUGAAGGAGAUGAUGAACAUCAACAACAAAUCACGAGUUAUUUCUUUCGAUUUCUCUAGUAAUGUUUCUUCUUCUCCAGCUGAGGAAGACAUUAUUAUGGAUCGAUUGGUUAGCUGUGGAAGCAAAAGAAAAGCAUGUUCUUCUGCCACAAGAUCUCCGGUUCUCGCAAAAGAACAUGUUAUGGCCGAGAGAAAGCGUCGUGAGAAGCUUUCCGAAAAAUUCAUUGCCCUCUCAGCACUUCUUCCUGGUCUUAAGAAGGCAGACAAGAUUACAGUUCUUGAUGACGCGAUUUCACGUGUGAAACAACUCCAAGAACAAAUAAGAAAGCUCAAGGACGAGAAAGAAGCAAGAAGAGAAAUGGAAUCCAUGAUUCUUGUGAAGAAAUCUAAAAUGUUUUUCGAUGAGGAACCUUACGUAGCAUCUUCUUCUUCUUCUUCUUCUUCUUCUUCUUCUUCUUCUUCUUCUUCUUCUUCAUGUCAUGCGAAAUUUGAUCAACUAUUACCAGAAAUCGAGGCUAAAGUAGUUCAAAAGGACGUUCUAAUCCGAAUCCACUGCGAGAAGAGCAAAGGGUGCAUGCUUAACAUACUAAACACGAUUGAGAAUCUUCAGUUGCGCAUUGAAAAUAGUAUUGUAUUGCCAUUCGGAGACUCUACCCUUGAUAUCACAGUCCUUGCACAGAUGGAGAAAGAUUUUUCAGCGAGUGCACUUAAAGAUCUUAUAAGGAACCUGAGACUCUCAAUGGUUUAGUCCCCUUUGAAGUUUUAUCAACCGACUGUUCAUUAUACCAAUGGUUCAGCUGUAGAACGAUACUUUUAUCUCUAUUUGAUACCGUUUUAUACUAUAAUGUUUUCACUAUACAGUUUAUUUCACACGUACAGUUCACGUGUGUUUGGUGUAUGUUGUAGGUGAAGUUAUGUCUUCCUCAGUGCGUGAAACUAAAGGGGUUGUUUUCGACAACUACCGUUGAUUUGUUGUUGAAUUUUUCUUACCCGUCUGUUAAUUAAAUAAAGUUAAUCAAAAGUAGUAGAAAACAAAACUACUUCGAAGGUAUUAAAUAGUAAUUGCAUGACAUUUGUUGUCAACUCAAAGUUAGAAAAUUUUGUCUAGGAUUUGGUGUUUGAGUGGUAAGGAAAUAAAUGGAUAUGGGACGUCAACACGUUUCAGGUUCAGCUUACUUGCUGUACAAAAUUAUUCCACAUUAUUUUUGGAUAUUUUGUAUCAAACUACAUUGCAACUAAUGAAACUACAUUGCAACUAAAUAUCAAACUACAUUGCAACUAAUCACCAUACUGAUUAAACCAACAAAGAGGGAUAAAUAAAGAGUUAUUUUAUAAUAAAUGUAAUAAGAAAUUUAUCUAAAACUUCUUAAUCAACAAAGAGGGAUAAAUAAAGAGUAAUUUUAAGUUGUGAUUGUUAUCAACUUAACACUAAUUUUAGUAUCAACUUAAUUUUUUCAUUGAAAACAGACACUUAAAAUGAAAAAAAAAAUUAACUCUAAAACGACAAAUAAUAUGAAACGGAGGGAGUAUCAUUUAAUAUAUAGACUAAAUAUAGUUGAACCGAUCAUAAAUAAGUCUAUAUAAUUUUAUAAUUCAUUGCCUUAACAAAGUAAACAAAGUAAAAAAUAUCACCUUGCCGUUUUUCAAGCUCCCUCGAUAUUGAAUUCAGAACACGUGAUUGUAAUCACACAUGGAUUCGAUCUCAGCUAUUGAUUUCCUCAAUCCGGUCUCUUUACCAUUUGUUCAGUCUCACAGACUCGGUUCAGUUCGGCAAUUGACUAAGCAUAAUAAUUCUUAUUUCUGAGCAGUCUUUUGGUUGUCGAACACACACUUUGGCAAGGACACUUAACUCUCAACUGUGUUGUUCCAGUUUACCUCAAUCCCUGAAGUCUUAACUCACUGCCUUAGUUAUGUUAUCCAGUCUAUAUUAUGAAACAAAGGAAGUAAUAAAUAAAUGGCCAUACAUUGAUUUGUAUACAUUGAAACUUGAAAUUUAGUGUAGGAAGAAACACAAUUUCAAAAUGAAAAAAAAAGUUAUUUGAUUGAUCUCAAACAAGUAAACUACCAAACAAUAAUCUGCUGGCGUCAUGUCAUGAAACUUGGAUAAUACACACUUUUUGGACAAGAUGGUUUACAUAAAAUGAGAAGAAGAAUCAGUGAUGAGAGUAAAAAAAUAUAUAACGGAACAUCUCAUCGUUGCAUGUAUAAUGCAAAACUCUGAUCUAAGUUAUAUAAUAUAUGAAUAUUCUUCAAUAGCUAGAUGUGAUAUUUUAUAAAUUUUUAGGAAUUUAUGAAGAUGGUGUUAGAGUCGAAAUAUGCACAAUCAAAUUUGUUUACGUAAUUUUGUAAGGAACCAACGUUUCUUGUUUUAAUCACACAAAACACACAACAUAUUGAAAAAGACGGACAUAUGCAGGCACCACAUAUGUUCCUAACAAUUUAUAACAAACACCACAUCUAGUUUUAGUGAUUAGAGCUAGGCCUUAUGAAAGGCUGCUUACUUAUCAAUCGGGAAGAGAACAAAUCAUUUUUAGUUUGUUUGCAGUUUUGGGUACAAGAGAUGGAAAUUGUUUCAUAAAAAUUCGUCUAAAAGCGAAGUAAAGUAGAGGAAAGAAAAAGUAAGUCGAAGAAGCGUCUAAAGCUAAUUAAGUUCGCUAAAGUAUAAAUCUUCCUAAGUGCUAAGUUUGGUAAAGCUAAGCUGCAGAAAACUUCUAGGCGUUAUGCGUGAAUGCGCUCUUGAAUACGUAUGUCUUUCGGAAGACUUUCGAACUUUCUAUAUACCUUCAUAAGUCAAAUAAGUUAAAAUGCACAGUGGUUGUAAUUUUUCAACAAUGAUUUAAAUCGACUUUGUACCAUCAAUUUGAUUAUCUAAGCCGUUUAAAAUAAAACAAAUAUUGUAGGAGCAAAAAAUUGAAAUUUAGUAUAAAAGAUCAUUACUACUUUUUAACCGAAGAAUAUUCUCAAGUGUAUCGUAAUUUUCAUGUUUAAAAGGUUGACAGUAAAAAUAGUAUCUUAACUACCAUAAUAUGUGUUAUUUAAAUGAAUGUCUAACGAUUUAUGUUAUAUACAUUGAAAUAUUUUCUUUUACAAAACCAAAUUCGUAGUUUGAAUAUACUGUAAGUGUGGUUUUUAGAAACAAUAUCAAAACUGAAUAUUAAAUUAUAAGUGAUUAUUAAUCAACCAAAUACCAUAAUAUUAUAAAAAUCUAAACAACAAAAUAUAUCGUGUUUCAUACAUUUCACAUGAAACAUAAACUACAUACCCUAAAUAUUACACCCUGUCAGUAUGGAAUACGAAUAUUUAAACUCUAAGUCCUAAACAUCAUAAAAUAUAUAUUAUUGUAUGUAUAUAAACGAAUAGCAUAUGAGAACAUGAAAUCAUAAAUUAAUAGCACCAAUACAAUUUUGUAUAUCUAAACCAUGUAUAUAUGUAACUUAAACCAACAAUGUAACUUAGAUUUAUACCGCAAACUUUUCAAUACUAUGAUUUGAAAUUACGAUUUGAAAUCAUAGGAUAACAACUUAGCGAGUUUUGAUUAGGAUAACCAAGAUUAACACAAACUGAGAUUGAGAAAGAGGCAAUUAAAAAGGAUUUAGGGAAGCUAAUCUCGCAUUAGCCAUGCCAACAAAUUUAUAGAAGCUAAUCCUAGGUGUGUUGAUAAGUCACAUAUGAAUUGGACAUCGUGUGUCAUCCUUAGUCACAUAAUGAAGUUAAGCAUCCAAUAAAAUUAUAAUAUUUUCACUUAAACGUAUUCUCAAUUAAUAGUAUGAUUGUUUAGGUUUUGUAUUUAUGGGGUAGGAUUGGAUUUAUAAACUUGUAUAAAUAUUUUAUAAAUUAUUCUGAAACAUUUAUAAAUGACUUAGGAGAAUUAAAUUUAGUUUUAAUCAUAAAUUUAAGAUAUUUAUGAAAAUGGUUAUUCUUUAAAGGUAAAUUUGAAAAAGUGUUAUCAAAGUUGUGGCAAAAUUGAAAUUUCCCAUUUUAUGUGCCUAAUUGCUUAAUUUUAACAUGAGAAUCUAUAAAAAUAAUUAGUGUAUGUUUAUAAUUUAGUUUAAUAAUAUAAUAUUUAUUAUUUUUAGAAUUUAAUGAUAUGGAAAAAUAUAUUAAAAUUAUAUUUCAGCAUUUUUACAAGUGUGUUUAAUUAUUUGACGAUAUAAAAUGAAUAUAUUUUAUAAUAUUUUAUCACAAAAUCAAACAAGGUAUAUAUUAAAAUUUAAUUAAAAUUAUGUAGAGAUAUUAUGAAUUAGUUAAAUUUAAUUACUUGAUGAAAUAGAAAUAAUUUGACAAUAUCCUCUUUUUCUAUAAUUUUUUUAAUGGCACAAAGUCGUAAAAUAAAAUUUAGGAUAAAGUUUAGUCUCAUGUAAUAUUUCUAUUUUAAUAGAAUAGAUUAAAUGCUUUUGCAAAAAUAUUAUUUAUCUUUCAGUUUAAUUGAAUAUCUUAACACUGACUACAACAAUUUUUUACAUUAUUUACAUCUUAUGGUCCAACACUACGAUUAUAUGAACAUGCAUUAUAAUGAUCUACUAGAUUAUCAUCCGUGCAUUAUUUAAAUCGUGAAAUUAUCUUUUCUAUAUAAGUUAGGUAUGUAACAAUUAAAAUACUUAGUUUUAGUUAUUUCUUAUAUUUGUAAACCGGUUUGAUUUUAUAUUUGGAUAUAAAAUAUUUAAUUUUGUUUAAGUUAAUUUUUUGGGUUGUAGAGAUUAAAAUCAUUUUAUAAAAUAAUAAAAAUAACAGAAAUGUAAUUAUACUCAUUGUUCUUACGUUGCUGGACCCAAUUAAUGCUUAACCAUAUUAGCCUCUUACUGAAAUCGUAAUAAUUUACUGAUCUAAUAAAAAUAAUAAUAUAUGCAUGGAAUUACUGGUUAAAGCUUUGUUUUUGGUUUUUAAACUGAUUGAUUGAGUUAUGGCAUCUUCAACUCUACUUUAUUUUCUACUCUAAAAUAGAGUUUAGAGUAAAAUUGCACCAAUGAUAUAUAUUUUACAAUCUAUAAUAGAGUAAAAAAUAAGUUUAUUCUAUAUAUAAAAUAAGUUACUUUUUUGUUCAUCAUUCUAUUUUUCAAUUUAAAAUAGAUUUUUGUUCAUCAUUCUAUUUUUCAAUUUAAAAUAGAGUACCAUUAGAAUAUAACUCAACUCAACUCUAUUAUAUAAUUAUUUUAUUUUUAAAAUGAAAAAUAUACUGAACCAUUAAAGAUAGUCUUGAAACAAAAUUCGAAAUUGUAAUAAUUUGGGCUUUAGCCUUCGUCUUACAUAGACCCAUAACAGGAAAAAAUCAAAAUUUUAGUCUACACCAACAAGAAAAACAAUGGGGCAUAAUUACAAUUCUUAGUGAGGAGAAAGGAAACAAAAUUGAAAGAUCUAAAUGGUAACAUAAAGAACUAAGGGGAAUAAUCAAUUCCUACUCAUUCUUUAGAAUUAAUUACACUAUUUAUAAAAAAUAUUUGCUGCGUAUAAGUUCUUGUCAUUCCCCAAAUUUUAAAAAACUAUAGAACAAAAAUAUUUUUUAUCAAAAUUGAUACGGAACAAAAAUAAUAAAUAUAUCUUUUCAUUCUUUUUACUUUGUUCCUACUUUUUUUUUCUUAUUCAUUUCUAUUUCCAUUUUAAUAGUCACCAUUUAGAACCUAAUAACAAAUAUAUUGAAGUUUUCAAAAACCACCGUGAGAACUUGCCCCCCUUCUGUGAACAGUAGACCCUAGAUGAAUAACUAAAAGAGAAAAGAUUAGGCACAAAGUCUCAAAAAGAAAAUUAUAAAUUCAUAAUUUCAAGUCUCAUGAAUGUCACAAGAUUUUUUUUUAUUUCCAACAGCAUAGAAGAUCUCAAUCAGAAUCAUCUAACAUCCUUCAAAUAUUUGAAGGCAUGGGAAGUGAAUUAUGGCAGGAUAGGAAUUAUGUUAGAAUAAAUGAGAGUUGGAGUAUGAAGAAUUCCAAAAUGUCUGAGACUAUAUUCAAAGAGAUGACUGAAUCAGCGAAUCUCAUAUAUUUUUAUGAACUUUUAUUAAUAGACAUAUUCUUAAUCACUUUAGAACUCGACUUUUAAGCAAUAUCUCUUUGUUGCUUUGUUUCUUAUAUUUUCUAUAUUAGAUUUUCUUUGCAUUAGAUUUUCUUCAUUAGUUUUCACAUUUUUUAAUAGUUUGGUUGGUUUUAAUAAUAUUUUUGUUUUGAUGGUACAGAAACAUCGCGGAGAUGAUUUGGAGUUACGUUUUGUACUUUUUCCUUAAUUUUUCACUUUUCAAUCAAAUUUUAAAAUUUACUCUAGAUGUUUAAAAUUUAUUUUGGAUGUUUUCCGUUAGUUUUUUUUGUUUGUAUAAAUGUGUUUAUCAUACAGGGUUUCUGAUUUUUAUAUACUUUAUUAUGCAUGUUUGAUUAUUCGGGUAAAAUAUCGUACCGAUCCAAAUCCAAUUUUUUAAUAAUCAUCUGAUUUUAUAUUGAAUAAUGAAUACUAUAACCGAUCUGAACCCAAUGGAAAUAACUUAAACUUUUAAUGCAUCAGACAAUCAUAAAAAGAAAGAGUUUCAACUGGAACGAUACCCAAACACCCAAGAGUCGAAGACUAGUUCUACGGAUGAUAAAAAAACUAGUUGUAACUUUGUUUACAAGAGCAUCUCCAAUGGCUGGCUUUAUUUUUAUUUCAAAAUUUAAUUUUUUUUCAAAAUAUAUAAAUAAUUAAAACAUUUACUUUAAUAUUUUACUUUAUUUUUUUCAAAAAAUAUUCUAAAUAUAUUUCAUCCCACUUCAUCAUUAAUUAUUAAUUAUUUAUAACAUUUUAUAUUUUUUCAUGUUUACUAAUUUUCCCUGUUCGGGAACGCACUAGGCGCUAGUCGGACGGCCGGGUUAGAUCUAGCGCCUAUAAAAAAAAUCGGAGACUAAACGGAAAUUAUACGCGGCAGAAUUUUUAGAUUGUUUAAUAUGUUAUCAAACAUGUUAAUCUUUAAUUGUAUAUAACAUUAAUACAUUUUCAUGUUUAGGAAUGUAUAAACACACAGAUAGAAUAUAUAAAUUUAAUAUAGGGUAAUUUCAUAAAAAUUAUGAAUAUAAAUUAUAUUUAUCCAAUUUAAAAUUAUGUAAACAGAUAAAAAUAUUAUAAAAAAAUAAAAUGAACAGAAAUAACAAUAAAAAAAUAGAUUAGGCGGUCGUCUAGGCGGUUAGGCGGUAAUCUAGACAGUCUAGGCGGAAACAAAUCGGACAACCGAUUUUUUAGACUGAUUUGGUAUAAAUCGAGGCGGAUGAGUGACGCCUACUGACUAGGCGGCUAGGCACCCGAUUUUUAGUAAUUUUACAUAGUUAUUUUGUUUUUACAAUAAUCCAACAAAAUUAUUAUUUAAUAUAAUUAAAUAUUAUCAUAUAAUAAAUUUAUUACAUAACAUGAAAUAACAAACACAAAACAUCGUAAUUUGUAGAAAAACACCAUAUAUAUAUAGUUUUUAUAUGAGUGAUUAAUAAAAAUGUUUAGAAGUAGAAAAUGAGCUUAUUUAUUUUGGAUUCUUUUUAAAUGAGUUAAAAGUUCUUAAAAAUAAAUGUUCAUAUGCUCUUAGAUAUACAAUUUUGAUUGAAUAAAAAUAAUAAUUAAAAUUUGAAAAUUAAUCGGUUAAUAUUAAUGUAUAUAAUUUAUUUUAGAAAAAAUAAAAAUAAGUAAAAAUUGAGAAAUAAUUUACAGUUUAAAAAGUUUAUAAAUAUAUCUCUAAAUUUGAAGUAACAUUGUUCAUUGUUUUAUUUUGAAGUAGAAAAUAAAAGAAGAUUGGAAUAAAAUUUAGUUCAAAGUAAAACAAAAAUUAAAAACGAAGUAGAGUUAGAAAUUAUUUUCGAGUUAUCAAAAGUCAAAACCAACUUGACCUCUUUCUGUCUGCCACUUUAUUUAAGAUCUGGUGAAAUAUAGAAGAAAAAAGAGAGGAGACUAUUUAGUUUAUUCUUCGGCCAAUUGAAAAAGUCAAGCAUUUAGAAGUGUUAUUUUAGUAUCGAAAACUAAGGUCUUCAAUUUUAUUUUACGUUUGAAUGAUGAUAUAAAAUAUAGACGGUGGAACUGGAAUCUAUCUAUGAAAGUUUCAGCUAAUCAAACCCUUUGUCAAAAAAUAUAAAGUUUCAGCUUAUCAAAUUGGAUAUACAAUCGUCUCAGUUAUUUUACAAAUAUAUUUAUAUAUUGAUUGAAUUUUCAACCGGUUUUUAAUUGUUAACGAGUACAAAACCUAGGUUCAGCAUACUCAUAUGUUAAUAUUCAAAACACAACUAUUAAGUAAUCUACUGUCUACAAUAUUUUUACUGAAUUGUAUUAGCUUUAACUUUUAGCUAAUGUAACUGGUAAAUAGGCACUUAGCUCAUUUACUGUUAAAAGUCACUAAUAUCUUAUGAAUUUGCAUGAUUCUAACGAUCAUAUUUAUGUACAUAUUGAUCAUAUAUAUCAUCAUUUAGGCAUAUUUAGGUUGCGUUGUAUUGCAUAUGUUUAUAUCAGGUGUUGAAAAUACUUGUUGGUGAAUUUGAAGGCAUUUAAGGGGUUAUGAGUCAAAAGAUUGAAAGAUAAACAUGGAUAGAGGUCUUAGUGAUAUCUUUUUUAACUUAUCUUUUGGGACGACAUGGAAAAUCAAGUUGGCUUUCCAAUGGAGGUGGUUUCAAUUCAUUUGAAACAUUAUUGGAAGAGUUAUGAUCGAUUUAUGGGAGGUAUAUCAAUUCUGCCGCGAAAAAGAUAUCAAAGAUUGAAGUGUAGAUAAUUUUCUAGACUAAGUGUCCUAGCGACCAAGUCAUAGCGACUUCAGCUGGUCGUUAGGGAGUUUGCAGUAUGGCUGUAGAGACGUACGUAGCGACUAAAGCACGUCGCUACUUGAAUACUCUUUGAAAAAUUUAAGUGUUUUAGCGACCAAGCUGUAGCGACUUUAGCAAAUCGUUACAGACGAAGAAAUCUAACUUUUUAUAGAUUAAUUCAGGUUUGUUGGAUUAACCCAACUGGUUUAUAGAUUUCUAUAAAUACUUUUUAUACCUAAUUUUAGGUCAAAAAAGCAUUAUAUGUUAAAUAAUAAUUACAUAAUAUUAUACAUUUUAUAUUAUAUAUUUAAUUGUAGAUAUACAUUUAUUUGUAUAAAAGCCGGAGUGGAACCGAUAUCCAAUUUUAAAUUUUUAGUAUUUGUGAUUUAUUUUGUUUUUAAUGGAUAAUAAUUUUUCAACAUUUUCUUUAUUCUGAAUUUAUACGGACAUCUAGAUUUUUUUAGAUCGAAUAAUAAAUCGAAUCAAAAUUACCGAAUAAAAUACUCAAUCCUACUCACGACAACUCAAUCUAAAACCAAGUUAUCAAUUAAACCUCACAUAUAUCACGUGUUUACUCUAUCACGUGGUCACAGUCACCUUCUAUUGUCAUCGUCACUGAUAACUUUUAAAACAAUCAAUCGUUGUUUGCCAAGGACAUUAAAUUAUUUAAGCAAAAAUGCAUUUCUGACCAUUUAUUAGAGCAAUUGUGUACGUACUCCUUUUUGUAAAAAUUGUAAGUAGUCUUAAUCCUUUAAUAAUAUUCUAAUAAACAUAUUUUUGUGACGUCACCGAACGUUCAAGGCUAAUGUGUUUUCUACGGCUAACGAGCUUCACACCUAAUAUGUAGAUUUUAUCACAUGUAGCAAACAAUGUUUCAAUUUUUUAAAACAAUAUUUUUGAUAAGUUCUAUCGGUUGAUCCAGUCGGCUCCAUGAAAAACACCUUAAUGUUAUAGAGUAGACUAUCCCAAAAAUGUAUCACAAUGUAUGAUCCAAGUUUAGAAUAUUUUUCGACUAAUGUCAGAAAAUGGACUAAUCGUCUGUUACAGUAUACCAUGUUAACCACUGGACUGAAACUCAAGCUCAGAAUGGCCAAAUAGUAGUAAUUUAAUUCCCAUGAAAAAUCAAACUUAGAAUUGAUAUAGAUACACAAUAAAAUCCAAGAAAUUACCACUAUACUACCAUCACUUGGUAAUCUUUCAAAAGUUUAUUAGUUUUGUUUACUGGUUUACAAUCACCAUACGAAAUUUCAAUAUGUUUUGCUUUCACCUCAUCUGGAAAUAGUUAAUUUUGGUCGUGUAAACGUUUUAAUAAUUGGUUGAAACGUCCAUAGAGUUGAACGAACUCACACCAAGCACACAACUAGAUGAAAUACAAAAACAAAUUCUAAUAUAUAUAUAUAAGUUUAUUGGCUAGAUAUUUUUUUAUCUUUAACAUUUAUUAUUUUAGCUAUUUAAACUGUUUAUUUUUAUUUUUUAAAUCAGUUGAAAUGCCUAUUUUGUACAAGUAAUUAUAUUUUGUAAAUUAUAUAUAAGUGAUGAAAAUGGAAUGUGAGUACAAGUAAUUAUAUUUUGUAAAUUAUUUUAAAUCAUGGGAUAUAUAUGGCAAACAAUAAGAAGAUUUUAGUUUUGUGUCUUGACUGCAAAUUGUAGAUCAAUUUUGAAAGAAAUCCCUAUAAGAUUAAUUUAUUUGUAAAACAUAAGUGUGUAUUGUUUUAUGGAAAUUGCUUAAAAUAUCCUAAGUUGUCUAUCAUUUUUCAAAAUACAUUUAAUAAAAAUAUUUUGUCACUUGGGUUUAGCCGCUUAGGGUUAAUUGAUCAUUGUAUGGGGUCUAGUAUUUAGAGAGCAAAACUGAGUUUAUAAUUUUUUAUAAAUAUUUUAUAAAUUAUUGUUAAAUUUUUAAGUGAUUUAGAAAAUUUAAUUUAAUUUUUUUAUCACAAAUUUAAAAUAUUUUUGAAAAUGGAAUUUAUUUAAGAGUAAAUUUGAAAGUGAUAUCAAACAUGUAUUAAAAUUAAAAUUUCCCAAAAAUGAAAAAUUGCUUAAAAUAUCCUAAGUUUGUUAUCAUUUUUCAAAAAUACAUUAAUUAGAAAUACUUUUACAUUUAUAUUUUAUGAUUAGCUUUUAGGGUUUACUUCUUCGUUUCAUUUUAAUUUUCGUUUUAGACUUGGACACACAUAUUAAUAAAACAUUUAAUUUUGCAUAUUUUCAAAAUAAAAACAUCACUACCAAUACACCUAACCACAUUUCAACUAAUAAAAAAAUUGAAAUAAAAGAUCAAUAAAUAUGUAUUAAAAUUAUAAAACGACUUUUAUUUUAAACUAAAUUUUUACUCUACAACGACACUUAAACUGAAACGGAAGGAAUAGUAUUUAUGGAUUGAGUUGGUCUUAUAAAUUUCUAUAAAUAUUUUAUAUAUUAUACUAAAAAUUUUAUAAAUAAUUUAGAAAACUAAAUUUAUGAAAAUUGUUGUUUAAAUUUGUUUUGAAAAUUUCUAUUAAACUUGUGGUAAAAUUGAAUUCCGCCAAGAUAUUCUAAAAUGUCAAAAAUAUUUGAUUCUUUCAACUAACUCUAUGGAUUAUUUUAGAAGCGAGCCAAGAUUUUAGUUUUGAAUUAGAGAUAAUUGGAAUUAGAGAUAAUUGGCAUAAGUGCCUAUAUGGGAGGCCUUAAUUAACCACUUAUCCUUGAUUUGACAUAAAUAUUUUUAUGACCAUUUUAGCUCUCUAGACAUGUAUGUGGAUGUGUGACGUCAAAAAAAAAAAAAAAACAUGUAUGUGGAUGUGUCAGUCAUCUCUCCUUUCUCCUACCUAUUCUCUACUAGUUUUCUUUCUUUCAUAUUUUCUCCUACUUUUCGCCAUCUUAUCUUUUGAUUUUUUUUAUCCCUCAAAACAUAUGUGAUGUUUCUAACUCCGUUCUCUAAUUAUUAUACAAAACUCUAUCAUUCUACAUCCAAGUUAAUUUUAAUGUUCAUUAUUUAUUUCAUAUGUGGCUUUGAAUCUUUAAUUUUAUUGGUUCUUAUUUGAUUAUUAAUAUAAAUAUUAUUUGUAAUGCGUUAAACAAAUCAAUAAUGUAAUAACAGUUUUUAUAAUGCAAUAUUGGCUAUAAAUCUAAUAUAUUUGUUAUCAUGUAACACAUAUGUUAGCUACUAAAAUUUAAAUUAACAAGUAAGGCAUUAUGGGCAGCAGUCAAUAAUCAUUAUUUGUCGAUUGUUAAUAUUUGAUGUAUCAAUUGAAAAAUAUUGUAGAUGCGAACAUAGGUGUUAGCCGUUAACAAUACAUAUACCAGAGAUGUUAACAGAGGUGUUAGCUGUUAACAAAUAUUUGUAGAUGUUAACAGAAGUGUUAGCAUUUAAUAAAUAAUAUUAUAAAAGUUUCAAUUAUUUAUCAAAUUGAUUAAAUUUAAAAAUCAGUUAUAUUGUGACAAAGAAGAGAAAAUGAAAUAUUUUUACGGAUAAAAAUAGCAUAAAAUAGAAGAAUAUAGAAAAAAAAGAAAUGAUAAGAAAUAGAAAAAAUGGAGACAAGAAAAAAAAA
Messenger RNA from Brassica rapa (field mustard), 15276 nucleotides. Its product is annotated as transcription factor bHLH19. The record is from RefSeq and is a predicted model, not a curated record. Lineage: Eukaryota; Viridiplantae; Streptophyta; Magnoliopsida; Brassicales; Brassicaceae. Gene Ontology annotation, molecular function: protein dimerization activity.